Messenger RNA from Chiroxiphia lanceolata (lance-tailed manakin), 2437 nucleotides. Its product is annotated as cytochrome P450 2K6-like. Gene Ontology annotation, cellular component: cytoplasm; intracellular membrane-bounded organelle. Gene Ontology annotation, biological process: xenobiotic metabolic process. The transcript has 9 exons. Lineage: Eukaryota; Metazoa; Chordata; Aves; Passeriformes; Pipridae. Gene Ontology annotation, molecular function: oxidoreductase activity, acting on paired donors, with incorporation or reduction of molecular oxygen, reduced flavin or flavoprotein as one donor, and incorporation of one atom of oxygen; iron ion binding; heme binding. The coding region runs from base 255 to 1742 and encodes 495 amino acids. The record is from RefSeq and is a predicted model, not a curated record.
GUUGUUGGACUUUCAUACUCGGACACUGAGCUGUACUCUCACCCAGUCACACACUUGGCUAGCAAACAUUUACCUGCUGAGGUAAGCACAGAGGGAGAGAGCUAAACCAGUCACAAACUGCAAGAAAAGUAUCUGGGAAAGAGGUUUACGGACUAACACAGAAGUCUCCAAAGGGAAAUUUUUGCAGGAGGACAGAGACCCAGAGUCCACGUUUUCUCUUUUCUCUUCUGUGGCAAACACUUUGUUGAACAGAGAUGGACUGGAGCAGCAACACUUCCAUUGGUUUAGUGUUCAUCCUGGCUUUUCUAUACAUUUUGAAAAUAGCAGGUUUCUGGGACAACCAGAGAAAGAAUUUUCCUCCAGGACCAAGAGCAUUACCUAUAAUUGGAAACCUUCACUUGUUUGAUUUGAAGAGACCCUACAGGACUUAUGUACAGCUGUCAAAGGAAUAUGGCCCAGUCUUCAGUGUUCAGAUGGGGCACAGGAAAGUAGUUGUGAUUUCUGGGUAUGAGACAGUGAAGGAAGCUCUUGUAAACCAGGCAGAUGCAUUUGCAGAGAGACCUAAAAUCCCAGUCUUUGAAGAUUUGACCAAAGGAAAUGGGGUUGUUUUUGCUCAUGGUGAAAACUGGAAGGUGAUGCGAAGAUUUACUCUCACAACCUUACGAGACUUUGGGAUGGGGAAAAGGGCCAUUGAGGAUCGAAUUGUGGAGGAAUACGGGUACCUGGGAGACACCAUUGCCUCACAACAAGGAAAGCCCUUCGACGCCAGUAAAAUAAUUAAUGCAGCAGUUGCCAACAUAAUUGUGUCAAUAUUACUUGGAAAACGAUUUGACUACAAAGACUCCAGAUUUGUGAGACUUCUAAAUCUGACCAAUGAAAGUGUGAGGCUUGCUGGGAAACCUUUGGUCACGAUGUACAACAUCUUCCCAUACCUUGGAUUCCUGCUAAGGGCUAACAAGACUCUUCUCCAAAACAGAGAUGAAUUCCAUGAUUAUGUAAAAGUUACUUUUCUAGAACGUCUCAAAAACCUGGACAAAAAUGACCAAAGAAGUCUUAUCGAUGCUUUCCUGGUUAAGCAGCAGGAGGAGAAAUCCACUACCAAUGCUUACUUCCAUAAUGGCAACUUGCUAAGCUUGAUGAGCAAUUUGUUUACUGCUGGUGUUGAGACAAUUUCCACCACACUAUACUGGGGCUUUCUGCUGAUGCUAAAAUACCCUGAAAUUCAGAGAAAGGUCCAAGAAGAGAUAGAUCAAGUGAUAGGGUCAAACCCCCCACGGAUCGAGCACCGAACUCAGAUGCCAUAUACAGAUGCUGUCGUCCACGAAAUCCAGAGGUUUGCCAAUAUCCUGCCAUUGGAUCUGCCUCAUGAGACUGCUGCAAAUGUCACCCUCAAAGGCUAUUUCAUUCCCAAGGGAACCUACAUCAUCCCCUUGCUGACCUCAGUCCUGCGCGACGAGUCGCAGUGGGAGAAACCAGACAUGUUCUACCCUGAGCACUUUCUCGAUGCCAGUGGGAAAUUUGUGAAGAAAGAUGCUUUCAUGCCCUUUUCAGCAGGGAGGAGGAUCUGUGCUGGGGAGACUUUGGCCAAAAUGGAGCUCUUCCUCUUCUUCACCAGCCUCCUGCAGAGGUUCAACUUCCUGCCUCCACCUGGCGUUUCCACCUCAGACCUGGACCUCAGCCCUGCUAUUUCAUUUAAUAUCAUCCCCAAACCCUAUAAAAUGUGUGCUGUAACACGUUCCUAGAGCUCUAAGCAGCAUUUAUUUGUUUCAAAAAUGUUCAAAUUACUUUUCCAUGACAUAUGCCUUCCUAAUCCUUUGACUGAAACAAUUCACAACUUAAUGACGGUUUUCAGUACUUCUAAACCAAAGUGGUGUUCUUUUAUUUUUUAUUUACUGGGGAAGGGCAGAAAUGGACCAGAAAUAUGAACUAACGUAUGGUUCAUGUUAGAUCACCUCAUCUGGGCUAAAUAAUACAGACUCUCAGCUUUCUUAUUCUUAUUUCAGUUUUCACUGUUUGUUGAAAGUAUAUCCCAAAAAACACUCCAAAGUGCAGGUUUCUCCAAAGAGACAUAUGGACCAUGAAGUUGUGCCUGGUUUGUAUUAUUGCACUUAAAGACAAGCACUGCAGAGCCUCUGUGGUGAAUGUGGGAUGUUCAGAGCUUCAGGUCUUUAGAACAGAAGGGCUUGUUCAGUCAGAUUGUUUUUGAAGCUGGGUUGGGUAUCCUGUUCCCCAAUGCCUUAUUGCAGUUUAUUCCUCUGGCUCUUCUCCCUACUCCUUCCACUGCCACGUGCAAAGAAAUCAGAGUUCUGUACCUGUUAUAGCAAAUCACUUCUCAGGAAAAACCUUAAGCCAAGUUGACCUGAGUCCAGAGGGUCUAAGAUUUUUCCUGAAUCUCCUGUAAAUGGAUAAGCUCAGAAAAAUAAAGUGGACACCUGCA